AUGCGUUUCUUGGUGAUCCUAAUGCUUGCGGCUACGGUGGUCGGCUUGGCCUAUGGGGAAGACGAAAAGUCUCGAAAGCGCCGAAACUUUAUCGAGUGCUCGCACGACGGCGAUUGCGGCAGGAACCAAAUUUGCGAAUGGUCGGAGAAUGGCCUGGGCGACCGAUGGAGUCGAUGUGUCCAUGGCGAAAAGCCCCGAAAUCGUCGUGGCGCUGUGUCGUGCCGUCAGGAUAGCGAGUGCUGGAAAUAUGGCCCGAAUUCAAGAUGCGCAGUGUUGGGCGGAGAUUUGUGGGGCAACGGCGUAUGCGUCGGC
Messenger RNA from Mesorhabditis spiculigera, 312 nucleotides. Lineage: Eukaryota; Metazoa; Nematoda; Chromadorea; Rhabditida; Rhabditidae. The record is from the annotation of a GenBank genome assembly.